Molecule: messenger RNA, 819 nt
Organism: Colletotrichum higginsianum IMI 349063
Lineage: Eukaryota; Fungi; Ascomycota; Sordariomycetes; Glomerellales; Glomerellaceae
Product: Membrane protein
Exons: 1
Coding region: 1-819 (272 amino acids)
Cellular component (GO): membrane
Source: RefSeq, a predicted model, not a curated record
AUGGCCGACUCUAAGCCCGAGAGAAGGCACUUCGACCUCAUCAAGCGCGGCGUCAAGAAGCCCAAUGUUCCGGGUACCCUCACUUUCAUCGGCCUUCGUGGCCUCGACCCGUUUCUCCAGUACCAGCUCGUCGCCGGCGGCCUGGGCGCCUCUAUCCUAGGCAAAGUCGGCGUGAGCUCCAUCCCCCUCAACAUCGCCGCGCUCUCCACGACGAGCUUCUCCCUCCUCGACAAUCUCCACCUCCCGCUGCCGCACCUGAUACUCCUGGGCAUGUCCGUCGGAUCCUUCGUUAAGCAGGCUUACUGGCUCGUCGCGCUUUCAGCUGAGGAGUUCCCCGUCUCCAGCGCCGUCAGCGUGAGCUUCUACAACAACCUUGUCAACAGCGCGAACUCGCUUCUCCUCCUCGCCGCCUCCACCUCCGUUCUCACAUCGCCCCGCGACUUCCCCGGCACCGCCCUGCCCUACCAGGUCGUCCUCGGAAGCAUCCUCUACGCCGUCGGCAUGUUUCUCGAAACCGCCUCCGAGUGGCAGCGCAAGCAGUUCAAGGACCGCCCCGAAAACCAGGGCAAGGUCAUCAAGACUGGGCUCUGGAGCUGGGCGCGCCACAUCAACUACGGCGGCUACGCCAUGUGGAGGGCCGGUUACUGCAUGGCCGCUUCGGGCUUCAUUGGCGGCACCAUUAUGGGCGUGUGGCAAGCAGUUGAUUUCCUCGCGCGCGGUGUGCCGGCGUUGAACGAGUACUGCUCGAAGCGGUAUGGUGAGCAGUGGACCCAGUUCAAGAAGGAGGUGCCCUGGGUUUUGAUCCCGGGUAUCUAUUAG